AUGCCCCCAAAGCCGCGCAGAGAGCGCAAGCGUAGCGUAAGCCUGGACGAUGAUCGUAUCCUUCAAGACAACACCUCAGACUCCGACUUGCACAAUGGCCGGCCACCAAACGACCUGUCUGAUAACGACCACGAUAUUCUCGAAUCCGAAGACGAACGUGAGAAACUCUUGACGCGCAAUGAUGGCGUUUUGGGCCAAAAAGGCUCAAAUGUUAGGAUCGGCAAAUGGUCGCAGAAGAAGGAGAUGAGCGAGCGCAAAAGGGGCGGCAGCGAGGAAGAGAGGGCGUUGAUGUAUGAGAUGGAAGAAGGCGUCGGAGAUUCGAGUACGAGCUUGAGAGCGCGCAAAAGUGAGGAGAGUGACGAGCAGAGGUUACACGCAAUUGGGGAACAGAGAAAGGCAAAGCGCAUACGAAUUUGGCGGCGGAUAGGCAUAUAUACGGCAAUCGUCGCUCUGUUUGUUCUACUUCUCAUUGCCUCAUACCGUCUUUCGAUGCCAAAGGAUGUUCUGGCUGCAUCCGCCCUGGUGUCAAAUGGUACUUCGCUCUUCGCGCCUACAACGAUUCUCAUUUCACUCGAUGGCUUCCGCGCCGACUUCCUGUACCGCAAUCUUACGCCGACUCUCAACCGAUUCGUACAAGAAGGGAUUUCGCCACAGUAUAUGCUUCCCAGCUUUCCCAGUGUUACGUUUCCAAAUCACUACACGAUGGCGACAGGAAUGUAUCCGGAAGCACAUGGCGUUGUUGGAAACACGUUCUGGGAUCCUGCGCUGGAGAAGGAGUUCUACUACACAGAUCCAGAGCGGAGUCUACAGUCGCACUGGUGGGGUGGUGAGCCCAUCUGGGUGACUGCUGAGAAGCAAAACGUGCGCACAGCCGUGCACAUGUGGCCUGGCUCAGAGGCACACGUCCAAGAUCAACAAAUCGCAUACGUUGACAAGUACAACGGCUCUGAACUGUUGUCCAAGAAGGUGAAUCGCAUCAUGGACCUACUUGAUACGCCUGGACCCCACGACAUCGGCGCAAAAGUUACAACACCACGCCCUCAGCUCAUCGCUGCCUAUGUGCCCAACGUCGACGCUGACGGCCACCUCCACGGACCCAACAGCACCGAGAUUCGCAAGACGAUCGCAGAGACAGACGCCAUGCUCGGCUCCAUUCUGAGCGGUCUUGAGGCGCGCAACCUGACAGAUAUCGUCAACGUCGUCGUCGUAUCUGAUCACGGCAUGGCAACGACAGACGUCUCGCGCCUCAUCCAACUCGAAGACCUCGUCGACCCCACAGAACUCUCCCACAUCGACGGCUGGCCCCUCUACGGCCUCCGUCCCAAGAACCCAGACGACCUCGCACGAAUCCACACGCAACUCAAGGAAAAAGCAAAACACAACCCCAACAUCGACGUCUACCUCCGCGACCACGACAUGCCAGACCGCUACCACUUCUCCAACAACCCACGCAUCGCACCGCUCUGGAUCGUGCCGAAAACAGGCUGGGCGAUUGUGACAAAGGAUGAAUUCAACGUCGAACAAGGCCGGCAAAAAAGCGACAUCUAUCAUCCCCGCGGCCUCCACGGCUACGACCACGAACAUCCGCUCAUGCGUGCGAUCUUCAUAGCUCGGGGCCCAGCCUUCAAACACGUGCCCGGCAGCAAAAUGGAGCCUUUUCGUAAGUCAAUCACACACAUACAUACACACACACCGGCAAGUCGGAGAAAUACCCACCCAACCCACCACUAA
Messenger RNA from Plenodomus lingam JN3, 1731 nucleotides. Lineage: Eukaryota; Fungi; Ascomycota; Dothideomycetes; Pleosporales; Leptosphaeriaceae. The record is from RefSeq and is a predicted model, not a curated record.